This is a messenger RNA of Ostertagia ostertagi, 735 nucleotides long. Lineage: Eukaryota; Metazoa; Nematoda; Chromadorea; Rhabditida; Trichostrongylidae. The record is from the annotation of a GenBank genome assembly.
AUGAGCAACACGGAGCAGAUGGCUGUACCAGAGCAGGCCACAGUGUCGGCUCCAGGCUUCGUUCCUCCAUCGAUGCAGCAACGUCAGCAACAACGAGCGGGACCUCUUUACGAUGUCGCCAAGGUGGUGCGAGAUUUUUGGCCUGGUCAAAUGAGGAAGAUCGAACACAUGACUGAAUACGUUAAUGAUCUUUCACAGAGCGAGAUGCGAGAGCAUUGUAAGCACAUGGAGUUGCCGAUGGCGAGAGUCAAAAAAGUGAUGCGAAUAGAUGACGACGUUCGAUCUCAGAUGAUAAGCUCGGAUGCGCCGUUGCUUUUGGCUGCCGCGUCAGAGAUGUUCAUCCAGGAGAUCACGCUUCGUGCUUGGCAACUAGUGGAGGAAGGACGGCGUAAAACUUUGCAGAAGUCAGAUAUCGCCGCUGCGGCGAGUAGAUUCGAACACUUCGACUUCUUGAUCGACAUCGUACCUCGUGAGGAUUCAAAGAAGAUACAUGAUGACGCUGGCAACUCCAUGACCGUGACAUCAGAAGGAGUGCUGGGGACGCCUGCUCAAGUGCAGUAUGUGUUGGCUGGUGAUGGUGCUUCCGGUAAUGAUGUGUAUCAUCUAGAAAAUGGACAAGUUUUACAUGCCACUCCUAUCGGACAACCGAUUCCAAUAGGAGGUCCUUCGGCCGCGAAUAUCGACAUUAGCCAGUUGCCUCCAGGAAUGCAAAUUCUACACAUACCGUCGCAAUAG